CUGCUGGUGCGCGGCCAGCAGCGGAACUUCCGGUGCGAGUGGAACUGGGACAGCGGAGCGUAUCUCUUCCAGUGUAUGUGUGGCAACAACAUGUCUGUGCCGCUGCUCACCGAGGCCGUCACGGUGUCUGGAAUGGAAAAGGAAACCGCUGCGGUGAUCUUCCUUCAUGGACUGGGAGACAGCGGGCAUGGGUGGGCUGACAGUUUGACGGGGAUCCGGCUGCCUCACGUCAAGUUUAUCUGCCCAAACGCGCCCAAAAUCCCAGUCACUCUGAACAUGAAAAUGACGAUGCCCGCAUGGUUUGACCUCAUGGGUCUCAGCCCCGACUCCCCAGAAGACGAAUCUGGAAUCAAGAAGGCAGCGGAGAACAUCAAGGCCAUAAUCGAUCAUGAGGCCAAAAAUGGGAUCCCCCCCCACCGUAUAAUACUCGGCGGCUUCUCUCAGGGUGGAGCCCUGUCCUUGUAUACCGCCUUGACCUGCCAGCAUCAGCUGGCUGGCGUUGUAGCCCUCAGUUGCUGGCUUCCACUUCACAGCAGUUUCCCAUCGGCGUCGAGCGGCAAGAAGAACCUCCCGAUCCUGCAGUGCCACGGUGAGGCGGACAUCAUGAUCCCUAGGCAGUUUGGUUCCAUGACGGCAGAUAAACUCCAAUCCAUAGUUAACCCUCAGCUGAUCACCUUUAAAACCUACCCAGGGCUCGCUCACUGCUCCUGUCCUCAGGAGAUGGAGGCGGUAAAGGAAUUUAUCGAGAAGUAUUUGCCUCGAAUCUGACCUCAGCUCAUCCCCACUGUGACCCCUGAGACACUCACCUCUCACCCCUGAUCUGCCAUUCUCUCACAGGAAACAGCCAUGAGCACCCCCCCCUUCCACAGACACACACACACACACACGCACACACACACACUAACACAUAUGCACAUGUUAUAAUAAUGAUUUGAUCCACAGCGGUACAUGAACCAUGUGCUUGCCGUGCAGUGCAAUCCAAUAAAACUCAUACUGUAAACAAAAAUGUGUUAAACACCCUGAUUGGAUAACAUCAUAACAAAGUGCUUGCACUCAGUAGUCUUAGCCUUUUGGAGGGAGUAACACUGAUUCCCACUCAAUACAUUCCCUUUGGUUUUAUUCAACAACCUCUUGUCUGUCGCUUCCAUCUUAACUUUAGUCAUUCUCCCAUUUUACUUAAUUCCACUUCAUUAAACCCUCUUUCUUCAGCUGUCACAACCUCCAUUGCUACCACUGCUUCGCCUUUCCCAAUAAGAUUUGAGUCCGAUAAGUGAGAUAACAGCUGAUACUGUCUGUGAGCACAUUAAGGUAUAGACAGACCUGCAGGUGGGAACCAGGAGCAAACCCUGCAAGGGUUUUGUAGGUGUGACAUUGACACAAAAUCUUGAAGCAACUUUUUAGAGAGAAGGUGAGAUGGAAGAAAUGCCCAUUAACCGUGCUAUUUCUUAUUAAAUCAAGCGCUUGAAUCUAGUCUGAGAGCAGCUUCACUCCUCAGAGUCUGACUCAGGUGAGUUUUAAACCAUCCAUUCCACCACCUUCCGCCCCAUGACGGUGCUCUGCGGUCUGUCCAGGUUUUCAAUCUUAAUCCCUUAACUACAAACAGCCCUUUUUAUUGAAGCACCAACAUCCCCGGGGGCGUCACGUUACUUUUCUUUAGUGAGUGUGAGUAAAUAUCUUGAAUUAUAUGAAGAAACUAAAAUUGAAAUAAAAAGAAAACUAAUCAAUUGAUGCUUUUGCCACCUUGUGCUGUUUUUUCCAUAUAACUUCCACAGCUGGUGGUAAAUCUCUUCCUGCUUCCAUCCUGGGAUUCUUGUUGAGGUUGUGAAUGACCGACCUGAAUGAGUUGUAUGAAAUAAUGCUUUGCUUUUGGUUGCCGGCGGCACACCAUGAGUGGUUUCACUGUUCCUCCCACCUACAUCUCAUCUUUACACAUCUCUAUCAAUUCAAGCUCUAUUAUUUCAGCAGCGUCCCCCCCCCCCCCCUGCUUCCUCCACAUUUUCUUCCAUGCCACUACAGCAAAGAUAGAAACUAACACAAGAAAAUUCCCUAACCAGCUCCCUCUUUGGCUACUUUUUGUAAACCACUAACAGAACAUUGAAGGUCAGAUUUAAAGUUAACCCACACAAAUACUUCUUAAAAAAAUGUCUAUACUGUUCACUGGGAGGGCUUUAGCAAGAAGCUGUUCCAACGUAACUGAAGGGUGAUUUUACAAAAAAAGUUAAUCUUGAACAACUCAGACAUAGGUGUGUAACUCUGAGGAGUCAUGUGUGCUUCAAAGUUAAUAUAUCAGGUGUUCUGCAUUUUCCUUUGUGGAUGUUAAUUUUGCUCUCCUUGUGAUUACCCGUUCUAUAUUGCUGUUAUUAAACCUGAUUUUUUAAAACAAAAAGAAAAACAGGACGGAAUGCGUCUGUUUUGAUUGUUGUUAAAAAAAUCUAUGAAUAUCCUUCACCUCGUGUCCUCUUUUAUUUCCCCGUCACUAAAUCUCUGAUGCAGCGCUUUGUUCUGUUUGCUUCUCAUCAAUUAAUUUGUUCUCCUCUUAGACUCCAUUUUUAUAUUAUUCCAAAAUCUGGUGUGUGACGGUGUCGGUCUGUCACAUGUGUUUUCUCCUGGGUUGUAUGUUGUCAUUGAUUUAAGUUUACAUGUUUUUCUUUUUGUGUAUUGGAUUAAUGUUGUGUUUUGUGACUGUUGUCAUCUCAUCCUUUUCUUUGUGUCCAUUUAUAAUGAUGACCACCAUUAAGACAACAUGUUUAGGCGAGACUGAUGGUCUCUCCACAUAUUUUGUUUCCUAAACACCUGUAUGCAAAAUAAAUUACAGACAAAAAAGUUGA
Messenger RNA from Pleuronectes platessa (European plaice), 2828 nucleotides. It is a transcript of the gene lypla2, whose product is annotated as lysophospholipase 2. NCBI's taxonomy places the organism in Eukaryota, Metazoa, Chordata, Actinopteri, Pleuronectiformes, Pleuronectidae. The record is from RefSeq and is a predicted model, not a curated record. The transcript has 10 exons. Gene Ontology annotation, cellular component: cytoplasm. Bases 76 to 768 code for a protein of 230 amino acids. Gene Ontology annotation, molecular function: carboxylic ester hydrolase activity; palmitoyl-(protein) hydrolase activity. Gene Ontology annotation, biological process: protein depalmitoylation.